This is a messenger RNA of Closterium sp. NIES-65, 3444 nucleotides long. Lineage: Eukaryota; Viridiplantae; Streptophyta; Zygnematophyceae; Desmidiales; Closteriaceae. The record is from the annotation of a GenBank genome assembly.
AUGCCGCCGCCUCAUCGGCGGCAUCAACGUAACGUGAACUCGCACCACACCGUCAAAGGCGGCAUGGCGGCCCCGUCGCGGUGGCUCGCGUUCGCGCUUCUGCUGCUGCUGUGCGCAGCGCUCGCUCCUCUCGCCGCCCACGCGCAAUGGACGUACCUUCCCCGCAUAUCUCGCGGCGCUUGGCUGCCGCGCUCAUUCGGUUCCGUUUCCCGCCGCGUCGUCCCCACUUACGCCGACGCAGACGCGCAACCGCUGUUCCCGCACGCGCAGUCCAAGCUGACGUCAUCGCUCUCCCUCGCCCCCUGGAUGUUCCCCUUCGCCCGCCCGCGCUCCUUUCUCCACACCGCCUCCCGCGCGCAGUCCCCGCCAGCGACCGACACGCGGACUGCGCCCACAUUUUCCACGCUCACGCUAGAGCGUGACCAGCCGCCCAAACCACCCAAGUCGCCCAAAUCACCGAAACCGCCGAAAUCGCCAAAGCCGCCCAAGUCGCCGCCGCCCCCUUCCCCUCCGCCGAAAUCCCCCAAGCCGCCCAAGUCCCCCAAGCCCCCGUCUCCUCCCAAGCCAGGAAAGUCCCCCAAGCCUCCCCCGCCCCCGCCGGCCGUCCCCCUUCCGCCCCCGCCGGAGUGGCCGUCCACGUACGCGGGCGUCGCGCCGCUCGCGGCGGAUCCGCCGGAAACGCCGCUCUUCGAUGUGAAGGAGGGGUUCGGGGCGGUGGGUGACAACGCUACCGACUCGUGGGCCGCGUUCGACGGCGCGUUCCGCGCUGCGUGUGAGAGCGCGAGGGGGAGCGGCGGGCGCGCGAUAGUGCGCGUGGGGGAGGGCGCGUUCUUCCUGGCGAAGUCCAUCACCGUCAACGGGUCGUGCGGCGCUGGCCUCACGCUGCAGGUGGACGGCACCAUCUACGGGCCGCUCUCCAAGGACGGCUACCCCACGCCCUCACUGUACCUGAACGGCACCAUCAUCGGCGUGGCCAGCAACGGGCUGUUCCAGUUCCAGGGCGUGAAGGGGCUCGUGCUGCGCGGGGAGGGGGCGAUCGACGGCAACGGGAGGAAGUUCUGGGGGUCCAAGGCGCCCACGCGGCCACACAUCAUUGCGCUCAUCGACUGCCAGUACACCACCAUCGACGGGCUGCUGCUGCGCAACCCGCCAAUGUACCACGUGUUUGGGUACGGCACAGAAGGGCUGUGGAUCCGCGGGGUGACCACCAACAGCCCUGAGACGUCCCCCAACACGGACUCGCUCAAGCUGCUGGGCGUGCGCCACGCCGUCAUCGAGAACUGCACCUUCCACGGGGGGGAUGACGACGUGUCACUCGUUGCCAGGGGCGCUCAGAGCGUGGUGAACGUGACGGUCAGGAACCUCAUUGCCACGGCCGGGCACGGCAUCAGCAUUGGAAGCCUGGGAGCGGGGGGGGCAGUGGCGUGUGUGUCGGAUGUGACAUUCAAGGACCUCAUUAUAUCCAACCUCGAUAACGGGCUGCGCAUCAAGACAUGGCAGGGCGGCCUGGGGAUGGUGCGCAACGUGCGAUAUGAGAAUGUGUACAUGACUGACACUGACAACGCCAUCACACUCAACCAGUUUUACUGCGACUCGCACCAGGACUUCUUCUGUGGCAUAGCGCCUGACAACGUGGCACUGGUCAACAUCACUUACUCCAAUGUCUAUGGCACCACCUCACGGUAUGGAAUGAACAUCCGAUGCAGUGCGACGGUCCCCUGUGGUGGCAUCAAUCUCAGCAACGUUAACCUCGUCUCCUCCAAGGCAGGAAGCUCCCUUCGUCCCGUGCUGCUGAAUGUGGUCAACAGCCAGGCCACAGGAGUGGUGGCGCCUUUACCGCAAGGCAUGGGGUCGUAUGCUGGUUGGGGCUCCACCCCUCCAACUGCAGCACAAGCUGCGAGUCGGCUGUACGCGACGGACAAGGGGCUGAAGGGGCCGAGCAAGGAGAGGGGCAAGGAGACCAACGACCUGCUGCUCUCGCUGCUCGCGCGGUUAGAGAAGGGCCUCAAGGUGCCGAGCAAGGAGAGGGGCAAGGAGACCAACGACCUGCUGCUCUCGCUGCUCGCGCGGUUAGAGAAGGGCCUCAAGGUGCCGAGCAAGGAGAGGGGCAAGGAGACCAACGACCUGCUGCUCUCGCUGCUCGCGCGGUUAGAGAAGGGCCUCAAGGUGCCGAGCAAGGAGAGGGGCAAGGAGACCAACGACCUGCUGCUCUCGCUGCUCGCGCGGUUAGAGAAGGGCCUCAAGGUGCCGAGCAAGGAGAGGGGCAAGGAGACCAACGACCUGCUGCUCUCGCUGCUCGCGCGGUUAGAGAAGGGCCUCAAGGUGCCGAGCAAGGAGAGGGGCAAGGAGACCAACGACCUGCUGCUCGCCCGCCUCGAGAAGGACAAGGUGGAGCUACAGCUAUCGCCCGAGGACAGUCUGCACGUGGAGGGCUUUGCAGAGCGCGUCUUUGCCAAGGCGGACAAGCAGGACAGGGCGGGCCAGGCCGACAUCUCGACAGCCAAGACGUUCUAUGCGGCGGGGCUGUUCUUCGACGUCCUGCGCCAGUUCGGCGAGCUGCCUCCGGACGUGGAGCAGAAGCAGCGGUACGCGGCAUGGAAGGCAGCUGACAUCCGCAAGGCACUGGCAGAGGGCCGCCAGCCCACGCCUGGCCCGCCCGCUGCCGAUGCUGCUGGUGCUGCCGCCCUGCUCUCCGCACCUGCUGCCGCUGCUGCUGCUCCCUCAACAGCCCCGGACAGCACUGGUGGGGCUGGUCAUGCGACACAGGGAAGCCUGCAGCAGCAGCACGACAUCCUGGGUCUGCCAGUGCCGCCCUCAGUGCAGCCUCUCCGCGCCGACCGCAGUGGAGCAGCGCCAGGGGGGAGUGGGGCAGCAGCAGGGGGAGGGGGUGCUGGUGGGGGAUGGGCACAGGGAGGCGCGCAGCAGGGGCUAGGGGUGGGGCGACCCCAUGGGGGUGGCGCUGGUGAGCUCUCUGCCCCUCUUGGGCCGCCUCACUGCCCUUCUGUGCUGCACGCUCUCACAUCUCUCACAAGAGUUUCCCCUCUCCCCCUAGUCGGUUUCAUAGACCCAGAUGCCCGCCAAACCGUCCAGUCUACUGCACCUUUUCUUCUUGCUCCUAACCCUUCCUGCCUUUCCCCUCCUUCCCCCCUCUCUCUCACUCUGCAUGCGCUGACAAUUUCGCCCUUCGGGUCUCUUUACUCCCUCCCACCUCCCCUGACCCCAUCCACCGCUAUGAACCGCACACCACACUCGUUGCAGCAGCAACAACAUCAUCCCUCGGCCCUGCAUGCGCAGGCGCACCAGGAGCAGCAGCUGCUGCCCCCGGGUAAGGUGGGGGACGCCCACCGCGCUGCGCGCUUUGCUGUGAGUGCACUGGCAUUUGAUGAUGUCCCCGCUGCUUUAGACUACCUCAAACAGGCCCUGCGGUUGCUGGACGGGAUGUAA